AUCACCAUGGGCAAUGAGAGCAGCACCUCCGACAACCAGCAAGAGGACCCUGGCUUGCACAACGUCGUCCUGUGGCCUCCAAACCCUGGGUCUCCGCAGAGGACUUCGUCAGCUCAGAGUCCGGGAUCCCUGCCAUCACCUGGGAACAGUCAGAAUACAAAAAAGAAGCCAGACAAGGCCGGGAGCACUGACCGUGGCGACUUGGCCAGCGUUGGGCCUGGAGGCUCCUGCUUGUCUUCUGAGGGUGCUGCCAGCUUGGAUCCGUGCAUCGUGUCCCCAGAGGUGACUGAGCCAAAGAAGCUCCCACAUAAAGCCAGGGGUCCAGAAGGUUCUCCACUGCCCAGCCCACCAGCGUCCUGGGAACAAGAGUACCCCUCGGUCUCCAUGCCCUUUGCCGAGGGGCCCCUGGAAACUUGCAUGGCAAGCCCAGCAACAGCACCUGAAGACUGGCCCUUCACCCAGCCCAUCGCUCAGCACCCCAGGAAGGAACCUUCUCCAAAUGCCCCAGGGGACUCCCUGGCAGUGUCUGCCCCUUGGGGGGACAGUUCUACUCAGAACAGUGUGGUUUCCAUCGUACCCAGUUCUGAAAGAGGGGAAGACCUGAAAGACGGGGGACAAAACUCCACAUCCUCCAGUUCCACGAAUCAGAUACCAGGAACUUCACCAGCACCUCCCAAAGAGCCAGUGAAAGGACAGCUGUGUGGAGAGGAUGGCCGGCCUGGUGGUUUCGAGCCCCAGGACAAAGAAGCUGCAGGUGGCUUCCCCCUGCCAGAGUCCGGGCAGACGGCAGCUUCUGUACAAGUGGCCCCAAGGAGCCCUCCUGCAACCCAGUCAGGCAAGGAGAGGUCAGCUGGCCUGGAGGAGUGCCCCCCAAAGCCCAAGACCCCGACCCCACAAGAUCCAGCCCCCAGAGCCUCAGACAGAAGAAACUGCCAAGUAGAGUUGCCGCUUCAGGAUUUAGCUGCUGACUUGGGGUUCCUUGGGGCCUGCCAUCCCACGGGGAGCAGCUCAGGGCCUCCCCCGGAAGCUGAGACAAUUGCCACUUCCCGGGAAAGCUGCCAGCAGCAAAUGGGGGCUCAACUGCCCUGGGAUUCGUUGUAUCCCGCCCUGGCGCCAGGGGCCGGGGGCUCUUGGACGGAGACUCCAGAUGCCAGUGCUGCUCAGUGUCACUCACAGACAGGGACACGGGAAACUGAGCCCAGUAAAGCUGUCUGCGUGGCAGCGGGCCGCCAGUCUGAAGGGGCUCUGCUUGUGAGCACUGAGGAAGCACGCCCAGCUGCAAGCCUCACUUCACAGACAGCUGCUCGGGCUUCUGUUGCUGCGGAAGAAACCAGCUGGCUGACCAGGGAGAUGGUUUCAGGGGCUGAGAUGCCCAUUCUUACGGAUCUGGCCAAAGAGCUGGCAGAUGCAGGGUUGGCGGGACAGGAAAAGCAUACAUCAGAUCUUGGAGGUGAAGGAGAGGGUCCAGAAGGGAGCCCUGGAGAUGUUCCUGCCUGUUCACUCCAGGAGGAGAGAGGAGAGCUCUGGAACAGGGAGCAAAGCCUCAGAGUCCAACAAGAAGUGCCGCCCCCUCCUCCUCCUAGAGCAUCAGAGGAAAGUUCCAGAAGGUUACCGGGGCCAGAGGAUGAACCCAAGACACCUGACAGCCCAGCUGUGGCUAAGGAGCAAAGCACACUACCUGGGGCUGACCCUACACAGCAGGAAGAAGCCCUAGAAUCACCUGAUGGUGUAGAUCCUGGGAACCAGAGGGGAGAGCAACCUCAGGCCUUCAGCUGCAAGACCAACCCAGAGAUGGAGAAAGACGAGGUUUCAAAGCUAACCAGCGACGUGGGAAGCACGUCCUCAGCUCAGCCCCUCAGAAAGGAGGAACCUGGGCAUGCAGACAGGCCCAGCUCUUCAUCAGAAGCUGCAGGUCGCAGCUCAGUGGCCUGUGGGAUGCUGGGAGAAGCCCAUGUGGUCCAUGAGUCUGGCUCAGUGCACAAGCCCCAUGAGCAGGAUUCUGUCCCACCCUCUGGGCCAGAUGGAGCCAGUGAACACGUUAUUCCUGAAGGAGCUGCCUGGGAGGGGCCGGGAUUACAGCCCAAAUGUCCUGACACCCUUCAGGACGUGGGGGGACUGGGAAGAAUGGACUCUCUUCCUGCUUUAGAAUCUGAGAAAUCAGACUUCCUGUCAACUCCUGCUGCAGAGGUCGUCCCCAAAGCUCAGGAGGUGGAAAGCUCAUCUGACAUACAGACGAGGAGCCUUCCGUCCGUGCAGGGGCCCGGCAGCUGUGAAGGGGAGGGCUUGCUAACAUCCCUCCAACACCCUGGGCCGGAGCGUGAUGCAGCUGGACAGGAAGUCCAAGCUGAGGGGCCACAUCCACCCGAUGGGGAGAGUUUAGCAGUGGACUGUGGGCUGACGAUGCUCAGCCAGGAGCAAGAUCAGCAGGGAAACCCGUCCUGCCCAGGAAACAGCUGGAUACAAAGAACUGCACCCGAGGGCCCUGCAAAAUCUUCUGAGAGCCAUCUGCAACCAUCCCUGUCGGACCCAGGAGCAUCUGUCUUUGAUACGCUUGGGGAGAAGGCCCAACCUUGUGAAAAGGAGAAAGGCACUUCUCCAGGUGAUCCAGGUUUUAAGAACCCAGGUGCAGAUUCUCCCCAAAUCCACGUGAAACCUCCUGUGAAACCUCAGGAGGAUAUGAGCUUGCCCACUCCCGAAAGAGAGGAGCAGGCUUCUGGAUCAGAACUUCUAAGUGAGCUCCUCAAAGGCAGCCUGUCUGAUGCUCCAAGUUCAGCUCCCAGGGACGCAGAUCUGGAGAGUCCUGUGACCGAGCAGUCGGAGCUGUCAGCACGAGGGGAGAAUGGGCCAGAGGGAGCCUGCCCUGGCAGUCAGUCCCCCAAGGUCUCGCCUUCUGCAGCAGACACCUUACAAGACUCCUCUGUCGCAGGUGGCUUGAGCAGAAAGGAAAGUUGCUGUGCUGGGCAGAGGCUGAGCAAGUCCCAACAGGAGCUGGCUGCUGGGCCAAAAGGCAGUCGUCAGCAUGAAGAAGCCUGUCGUGGGGAUGCAGGAGUUUCUGAAGCAGCUGACGCUCGCCCCCCACUUGAGGGCUUGCGUAAGACAGAGAAGGCAAGUGGGAACACAGUGGGGGCCCCACCUUGUUGGCCUGACUCAGUACCACUCCUGGAUGCAGCUCACCGCCUGCCAGCCCCAGCGCCUGCCAGCCCCAGCGUCACACCCACUCAGGAUGCUCCAGAGAGAGAGGCAUGUGAUGAAACCCCGGAAGGCAGGCACCGACCAGUGCCGGCCCCGCAGAAGGAAAUGGAGUGCCGCAACGCCUUGGAUGCAGAGGCCCAAAAGCUUCUUGGAAGUUUCCCAUCAGCCAAGGAGCGAGGUGUAGAACGUGGGGCCACUGAGACUGGUGGGGGUGCUGAUGAAGGAGACCUGGGGAUGCAUCGGGCUCCAGAGGCGCCAGGAGAAGCUGCUCUGAGUGAUGGCUUGCUUCAGACUGAGCACGGCCCCUCUCCUGGGGAACAAGCUUCUACCUCUGCCCCAGGUGAGCCUGGCCAAGCCAACCAGCCCUCAGCCAGCUCCCAGGAUACCUUGCUGCCAGCGGGAGAACUAGGUGGGAUUCGAAGGAACACAGUGGAUAUGCCUGCAGCCCAGGCUGUCCCUGACCCAAAGAGGCUCCUGCCAUCUGGGCCACCAGAAGAGGUUGUUCCUGACACUCCUUACCUGCAUAUUGAUGGUGCUGCCAGGAAAGGGGCAGAAAAUUGUGGAGUGGAAGUGAUUUCCUCUCAAGGUCCCAGAGGUCCUGGUGAAAGCCCUUGUCCCAUAGGGAAAACGCCGCCUCCAGGAAGCUCUGCUGGCCCCCUUGCCUCCCUCUCUGAGCCAGGAGCUGCAGGUGGGGAAAUCUCUGUGGGGCGAGCCAGCAGCGGAAGCCCCAAAGCCGGGCCCUUUGAGGGACCUGUGGACUCUGUGCCCUACCUGGACAGGAUGCCGCUUCUGGCCGAUGGUAAGGAGAUGACAGAAGAGAAGAAAGCGACAAGUGAUUCUGGCGCAGGCACCCACCCCUGUGAGCUUCCUGCGUGCCCUGCCAGUAAGGAGGGCAUGGUAGGGGAGGCAGCAGGCGGGGAGAGGAUGGUAGAACCUUCCCAGGAUCUGAGGAAGGGCGCAUCACGUGUUGUGGACACAAGCUCCAAGCAGACCAGCAUGACUGCCGGGCUCCCUAACUUCAGGGAGCACAUCACCAAGAUCUUUGAAAAGUCUGUGCUUGGAGCCCUGACCACGGAUCGGCCUCAGCGUGCAUCGGGAGAAAAGGCAGGAGCUGGGAGGAGUGUGGCAGGCAAGGACCUGACCGUGUCGUUAAGCCCAGAGAAGCUUCCGGAUGGAGUGGCUGUAGCCCCUCUCCCUGCUCCUCCUGUUGGACUCUGGGUAAACUCAAAGGAGAAAAGGCAUGAGUUGGCUUUAGAGGCUGACGUUUCCCAUCUAGUUCCCCAGGACCCAGCUCCAGAAAAGCUGCCAGGGCUGGUGGGGCUGCCCGCAGAGCAGAACCUGCCAGGUUGCAAUGUGGGGAAGGAAAUAACUGGUGUCCCACAGAUGCCGAAGGAAAACGAGAAGCCAGAGGGGGCCGGAGAAGCUGAUCUGGGGCUUGGAGGCCAGGCCCACUCCCAACGGAGAAGCAGCUGGCAGGAAUCAGCUUUAGGUCCUUCUUCACAGGCUGCUUCUCCAGGGACUCUGGUGGAGAAAGCUGCUGACUUUCAGGUGGCUCCCCAGAGCCACAGGGAAGGGGACUUGGUUCAAGAGGAUAGAAUUCCUUCUGGAAAACAGCACCAGGAAACAUCCACCAGCAACAGUCAACCCAGAGAAGAUGAAGCCCGGGGCUUUGCUCACACAGGGGCUCCAGGUGACGUCCCACUGUCCAUCUCUGCUCGGGGACCAUCUUCUCCCCAUGGGGAUGUUCCGAUUGUGGCUGAGGCUGUCAGUGAGCCCUGGACCCCUGACACACUUGCGGGUGAGAAGAGGCGUGGAGGUACUGCUGGGAUCUCGGAAACACAAAAUGCCCAGGGCAACCAGAGUACCCCUGAGCCAGCAGCUGGAGAAGUGACAGACAUUCCUCUGGAGCCCAGCGUGGUGGCAGGAACUGCUGGGAAAGCAGAGGGUGACGUCACUUUGAGCACAGCUGAGACCGGGGCACGUGUGUCUGGUGACCUGCCGGAAACAGGUACUACGAGCAUGUUCUCCGGCAUGGCUCCUGCCUCCACGCCGCCAGGGAGCUGUGGGGACCCAGGCUGCUCUAAGGGUACUCCGGGGAUGGAGGCUGCAGCCGCCCUGUGUGGAGAGGGCCCGGCUGGGCCCCUGCAGCUGCAGGCAGAGCAGCAGCCCCGGCCUGAGCUUCCCAGUCCUGCUGGGGACAGGAAGCUGUGUGUCUCCUCACCUCCGGAACCUGAGAAAACUUGGGACCUAAAGCUGCAAAACCUGGUUCCAGAAGCAGUUCACGCUGAAAGAAAGAGCCCCAGGCCUGGCCCAGCCGCCUUACCUUCAAUUCCUGAGAAGGAUGUUGCAGAUGUCACUGGCGAGGUCAUUUCUGAUGAGGCCAGAAGUGCAGGAGGAGCAGAAAGUUCACCUGUCGCAGAUGCUGUCAUCCAGCCAGCUGCCCUUGAAGACCCGGAAAACCCACUCUUAGCUGCCUCUUCCCACCACGGUGAUGUCAGCAGCCAGGUCUCCACGGAUCUGACAGCGCAGAGCACCUCCCCAGCUGCUGCCUGUGCGGAUCUCUCUCCCCCGGCCUCAGAACACGCAUCUUUGCCUUCUGCCCCAGCUGGUGAUGGAGUAGAAGCUUCGACUCCCUCCUGCCAGGGUCUGGUCAAGGGCUUGAGCAGGAGUUCUGAUUCUGAAGAAGCAUUUGAGACCCCAGAGUCCACGACCCCUGUCAAAGCUCCACCAGCCCCACCCCCGCCACCCCCGGAGUUUAUUCCAGAGCCUGAGGUCAGCGCACCGCCUCCCCCCGAAGAACCAGGAUGUGGUGCUGAGGCGGCCUCCGUCCCCGAUGGCCCGCAGAGCAGCUCCGUGGAAGGCAGCCCUUUCCGUCCUCCCACCCACUCCUUCUCUGCCGUCUUCGACGAAGACAAGCCGAUAGCCAGCAGCGGGACUUACAACCUGGACUUUGACAACAUCGAGCUGGUCGAUAACUUCCAGACCUCGGAGCCUCGCUCCUCAGACUCCAAGAAUCAGGAAUGCAAAGUGAACGCGCGGAGGAAGUCCACGGACUCUGUCCCCGCCUCCAGGUCCACGCUGUCCCGCUCUCUCAGCCUGCAGGCUGGGGACUUUGAUGGUGCUUCUUGCUCAGGCAACACUGAGGCCGCGGCCCCGGCCCCCGACGCAUGUAGCACGGCUUCCAGCAGUGCUUCCAAUACUCUUAAGAGAACUAAAAAACCGAGGCCACCUUCCUUAAAAAAGAAACAGACUGUUAAGAAGCCCUCUGAAACUCCCCCAGUGAAAGAGACACAACAAGAGCCAGUGGAGGAGAGUCUAGUCCCCAGUGAGGAGCAGCAAGCAUCGGAGACUAAAGCGGAAUCAGCCCAGCCAGAAAGUUCUGGAACAGCCUUGUCGGGGGAGCCAUCCCUGGAACCUGCUGCUGUGCCCAGGGCUGCCUGCCCUCUGGACUCAGAGGGUGCAGACGGGGCUGUCCCCCCAGCUUCUGGAGGUGGCAGAGUACAGAACUCACCCCCCGUGGGAAGGGAAGCAUUGCCUCUUGCCACGGCCCCAGAGUCCGUGGAGGUGACCCUAUCAGAUAGCGGGGGACAAGAGGACUCCCCAGCCAAAGGGCUCUCAGUGAGGCUGGAGUUUGACUAUUCUGAGGACAAGGGUAGUUGGGACAGUCAACAGGAAAACCCCCCACCCACCAAAAAGAUAGGCAAAAAGCCGGUUGCCAAAAUGCCCCUACGGAGGCCAAAGAUGAAAAAAACACCUGAAAAACUGGACAACACCCCUGCCUCACCUACCAGAUCCCCUGCUGAGCCCAAUGACAUCCCUGUUGCUAAAGGUACCUACACCUUUGAUAUUGACAAGUGGGAUGACCCCAAUUUUAAUCCUUUUUCUUCCACCUCAAAAAUGCAGGAGUCUCCCAAACUGCCCCAACAAUCAUACAGCUUUGACCCAGACGCCUGUGAUGAGUCCAUUGACCCCUUUAAGACGUCCUCUAAGACCCCCAGCUCACCUUCUAAAUCCCCAGCCUCCUUUGAGAUCCCAGCCAGUGCCAUGGAAGCCAACGGAGUGGACGGGGACGGGCUAAACAAACCCGCCAAGAAGAAGAAGACGCCGUUGAAGACUGACACAUUUAGGGUGAAAAAGUCGCCAAAACGGUCUCCUCUCUCUGAUCCACCUUCUCAGGACCCCACUCCAGCGGCUACCCCAGAAACGCCGCCAGUGAUCUCUGCCGUGGUCCACGCGACCGAUGAGGAGAAGCUGGCGGUCACCGGCCAGAAGUGGACGUGCGUGACCGUCGACCUGGAGGCCGACAAGCAGGACUACCCGCAGCCCUCGGACCUGUCCACCUUUGUCAACGAGACCAAAUUCAGUUCACCCACGGAGGAGUUGGAUUACAGAAACUCCUAUGAAAUCGAAUAUAUGGAGAAAAUCGGCUCCUCCUUACCUCAGGACGAUGACGCCCCGAAGAAACAGGCCUUGUACCUUAUGUUUGACACUUCUCAGGAGAGCCCGGUCAAGUCUCCCCCUGUCCGGAUGUCGGAGUCCCCGACGCCAUGUUCAGGGUCAAGUUUUGAGGAGACUGAAGCCCUUGUGAACGCGGGGUCAAAGAUUCAGCAUCCCGUCACACGAGGGAUGGGCCCCAACCAAGAGCCACACUUGCAGGUGCCAGAGAAAUCCUCCCAGAAAGAGCUGGAGGCCAUGGCUUUGGGCACCGCUUCAGAUGCGAUUGAAAUUACAGCUCCUGAGGGCUCCUUUGCCUCUGCUGACGCCCUCCUCAGCAGGCUGGCUCAUCCAGCCUCUCUCUGUGGUGCGCUUGACUAUCUGGAACCCGACUUAGCAGAAAAGAACCCCCCAGUAUUUGCUCAGAAACUUCAGGAGGAGUUAGAAUUUGCCAUCAUGCGGAUAGAAGCCCUGAAGCUGGCCAGGCAGAUUGCCCUGGCUUCCCGCAGCUGCCAGGACACCAAGAGAGAAGCUGCUCACCCAACAGAUGUCUCCAUCUCCAAAACGGCCCUGUACUCCCGCCUCGGGCCUGCCGAGGUGGAGAAACCCGCCAGCCUUCUGUUCCAGCAGCCUGAUUUGGACUCCGCACUGCAGAUCGCCAGAGCAGAGAUCAUAACCAAGGAGAGAGAGGUCUCAGAGUGGAAAGAGAAAUAUGAAGAAAGCCGGCGGGAAGUGAUGGAAAUGAGGAAAAUAGUGGCCGAAUAUGAGAAGACCAUCGCUCAGAUGAUAGAGGACGAACAGAGGGAGAAGUCGGUCUCCCACCAAACGGUCCAGCAGCUGGUCCUGGAGAAGGAGCAAGCCCUAGCUGACCUGAACUCCGUGGAGAAAUCUCUGGCCGAUCUCUUCAGGAGAUACGAGAAGAUGAAGGAGGUCCUGGAAGGCUUCCGCAAGAAUGAAGAGGUGCUGAAGAAAUGUGCACAGGAGUACCUGUCCCGAGUGAAGAAGGAGGAGCAGAGGUACCAGGCCCUGAAGGUGCAUGCAGAGGAGAAGCUGGACAGGGCCAAUGCUGAGAUUGCCCAGGUCCGGGGCAAGGCGCAGCAGGAGCAGGCUGCCUACCAGGCCAGCCUGCGGAAGGAGCAGCUGCGAGUGGAUGCUCUGGAGAGAACGCUGGAGCAGAAGAACAAAGAGAUAGAAGAACUCACCAAGAUUUGUGAUGAACUGAUUGCCAAAAUGGGGAAAAGCUGACUCUGAACCACAUGUGUGGUGUUGACCACUACGUGCAAUAUGACCGUCGGCACACUGCUGUCCUUCGACUUCCAUGGGCAGGUUCUGUUUUCACUCUUUCGUAUGCACUACUGUAUUUCCUUUCUACAUAACGUUGAUUUGAUUGUAUGCAGUACUAAGGAGACUAUCAGAAUUUCUUGCUAUUGGUUUGCAUUUUUCCUAGUAUAAUUCAUAGCAAGUUGACCUCAGAGUUCCUGUAUCAGGGAGAUUGUCUGAUUCUCUAAUAAAAGACAAAUCGCUGACCUUGGCCUUGCCCUUUGUACAUGAGUUCCCAGGGUGAGCGGCUUCUGGAUUUUAUAUGAACAUGUCCAGCUUGCACAGGGACUCUUGCCUUAAGGACUGUAAACUUGAUCUGCAUUUGCUGAUUUGUUUAAAAAAAAAAAGAAAAUGCAUGUUUCAAAUAAAAUUCUCUAUUGUAAAUAAAUUUUUUUCUUUGGAUCUUG
This is a messenger RNA of Rhinolophus ferrumequinum (greater horseshoe bat), 9353 nucleotides long. RefSeq names its product transforming acidic coiled-coil containing protein 2 (gene TACC2). Bases 7 to 8871 code for a protein of 2954 amino acids. Gene Ontology annotation, biological process: mitotic spindle organization; cerebral cortex development; cell population proliferation. The transcript has 23 exons. Gene Ontology annotation, cellular component: cytoplasm. The record is from RefSeq and is a predicted model, not a curated record. Lineage: Eukaryota; Metazoa; Chordata; Mammalia; Chiroptera; Rhinolophidae.